GGCAGCUGACUUGACUUGGAAUAAGAGAGUCCGCAAAUUCUGCAUUACCCGCCACCAAGCUCUUCACCUUCUUCCUUUGUAAAGGACUCAGUCUUCACUCGCUUUCUCUUUUAUGCUCAAUUGGCUCACAAAAACCAAAGCCAUAACAAAGUCAUAGCCUUUUUUUUCUUCCUUCUCUGGGUAAGUGGCGAGAGAGAGAGGAGAGAGAAAUAUCAUUUUAGUGGUUGAAGCUUUCAGGAGGUAGAAUCCAAGAGUAGCCUUUUUUUCUUCUUCUGGGAAACUGGAGAGAGAGAGAGAGAGGGAGGAGGGAGAAAUAUCAUUUUAGUGGUUGAAGCUUGGAAGAGGCAGAAUCAAGAGGAGGAAGAAGAAGAAGAAGAAGAAGAAGAAGAAGAAGAAGAAGAAGAAGAUGGGGAAUUGUUGGGGUUCUCCAGUUGAAAACCCAACACCAGUAACUACUGGUGAUCUCAGUACAGUGGUCAGCAACUUAUCUCAGACAACCAGUAUUAACAUCAGCAACUUAUCUCAGACAACCAGUAAUAACACAUCUUCAGGGGAGUGUACUGUUUCUCGGAAUAGCCAGUUCUCCGCUGCAAGCGGCGACGAGGCCAGUGCACAUGGGCAGAUCUUACCCACCCCAAACUUGAGGAUCUUCAGUUUUUUGGAGUUGAAGGUUGCAACCAGAAACUUCAGACCAGAUACAGUGCUUGGGGAAGGAGGUUUUGGGAUGGUCUUCAAAGGCUGGCUCGAGGACAAGGCGCCGGCCAAGUCAGGAAAAUCAACAGUUAUCGCGGUGAAAAAAUUGAGUUCUGAGAGCUUGCAAGGAUUUGAGGAAUGGCAGUCAGAGGUGAAUUUCUUAGGGCGACUAUCUCAUCCUAAUCUUGUAAAGCUAUUCGGAUACUGUUGGGAGGAUAAAGAGCUGCUGCUUGUCUAUGAGUUCAUGUCAAAGGGUAGCUUGGAAAACCAUCUAUUUGGAAGGGGAUCGGCUGUUCAACCACUUCCAUGGGAUAUACGGAUUAAAGUUGCAAUAGGAGCUGCUCGAGGCCUGGAAUUCUUGCAUACAUCAGAGAAGCAAGUUAUCUAUAGAGAUUUCAAAGCUUCAAAUAUACUUCUUGACGGGUCAUAUACUGCCAAGAUAUCCGACUUUGGCUUGGCAAAAAUGGGUCCUUCAGCAAGUCAAUCGCACGUGACAACACGGGUUAUGGGUACAUAUGGUUAUGCUGCUCCUGAGUAUGUUGCCACAGGUCAUCUGUAUGUGAAGAGCGACGUGUAUGGUUUUGGUGUUGUUUUGAUCGAGAUAUUGACCGGCUUGAGGGCCCUUGAUACACAUCGUCCAAGUGGAAAACAGAAUUUAGUAGACUGGAUAAAACCAUUUCUUUCAGACAAAAGAAAACUGAAAGGCAUUAUGGAUCCCCAGCUGCAGGGAAGAUAUCCUUCCAAAGCUGCCUUUCGAAUUUCUCUUCUUGCUCUAAAAUGCAUCGAAUCUGAACACAGAAACAGGCCAUCAAUGAAGGAUGUCGUGGAGGAAUUGGAACGGAUAGAAUCUGCUAAUGAACUUACAAGGGAACCAAGGCCUCGUUCUACUCAUCCUAUGACUCAUCGACAAGGCCAGAAGCCGUUGCAUCAUCGCUCUCCACUUCACCCCAGGCAAGACGGAUCUCAAAGCUACCAACAGUCACACCAGGUUCGAGUGAAGUAACUCUAGCACGACUGCUGUCAGGAAAUAUUGUGUCAAAAAGUUUCGAUUUGUUCAUGUAUGUAUCUCCUGGGAGUUUAGAUUAAGCUUAUUGUUGUGUUAAACCGGGUGUGUUCUGUUAGCUGUGACACUGUAAUUAUUGUUUCGCUUCGGUAAUUAAGCUUCAAAACUUGUAAGCAGAGUAAUUAGUUGUGAUUUUUCUGGAAGGGAAAUUUAACCUUCUAUUUUGUUAUCAAGUUUAAAGAUUCAAGGACAAAAUAUUUUACUGUCA
Molecule: messenger RNA, 1964 nt
Organism: Malus domestica (apple)
Lineage: Eukaryota; Viridiplantae; Streptophyta; Magnoliopsida; Rosales; Rosaceae
Product: probable serine/threonine-protein kinase PIX13
Biological process (GO): protein phosphorylation
Molecular function (GO): ATP binding; protein kinase activity
Source: RefSeq, a predicted model, not a curated record